Dibothriocephalus latus is the source of this 207-nucleotide messenger RNA. The record is from the annotation of a GenBank genome assembly. NCBI's taxonomy places the organism in Eukaryota, Metazoa, Platyhelminthes, Cestoda, Diphyllobothriidea, Diphyllobothriidae.
AUGUUAGCUCUUCGUCUACUAGAAAAGGAACAGCUUUCAAAGGAGGACCUGAUCGAGGUGCUCGGGCCGCGACCAUUCAAAGAGAAGAGCACUUAUGAGGAACUCGUCGGCCCAGGUGCUCUCGACGAGGACACAUCACUGCCACCCGGUCUGAAGGACUGGAACAAGGAGCAAGAACCAGCGACUCAGCCUCCGCCAGCGAGCUAA